AUGAAAAUGGAUCUCUUGCUAGACAAAGGCCUGACCCUGAGUUGGACUCUGGCCAUCCAGAUCCUCUUAGCAACCAUCACCUCCAUCAUCAUCUACCGCCGCCACCUCCACCCCCUCUCCCCCAUCCCCGGCCCACCCUUCGCCUCCAUCUCCCGUCUCUGGCACAUCUACCACAUCCUCAAAGGCGACCAAAACCUCCAGCUCGUCUCCCUCCACAAAAAGCACGGACACUUUGUCCGCCUCGCCCACAAUGAAGUCUCCGUCUCCCAUCCCGACGCCAUCAAGAAAAUCCUCGGGAGUCAGCUCAAGAAAGGUCCCUGGUACCGCAUGACUGCCAUUCCAGACUACCGCUUCCAGAGUCCCAUGGCGACCACCGACCCAAAAAAGAAAAUGGAGAAAAGCAAGGCUUUUGCUUCGGGGUAUGCCCUCACCAACGUGCUGCGGUCAGAGCCUCAGCUCGACAACGUCAUCUCUUUGCUUCUUGGCCAUCUUGAUGGUUUUGCCAGGACGGGGAAGGAGGUGGGUUUGGAUAAGUAUUUUACGUUCACUUCGUUCGAUGUAGCGGGGGAGAUCCUCUUCUCGAGUCAAUUCGGUUUCCUCGAGACAGGGACUGAUGUCGGUAAUGCGAUUGCGAAUGGGUACUGGCUGUCAAUGUACGCGUCUGCCAUGGCGUUUUUUUAUCACAUCCACGUCGCGUUAUUGGGGAACCCGUUUAUCACCUGGCUUAAUAUCCUACCGUAUGGACAUCUCUUUGAUACAGCCAUCAAAGCGAUGAAAGCCCGUUUACAGGACAAGAGAGACGAAUCGAGGUUUGAUAGUGUGGAGUAUUGGUUUAGGGCGAUGGAGAAGCAUCCUGAGAAGAUAAAGUGGAGGGAUGUACAGGCUGUUACUGUCAGUACGGUGGGAGCGGCAAGUGAGACUGUUAGUUGCGCGUUGCAGAGUUUUGUGUACUACAUGAUACGGACUCCUGGGGCUUGGGAAAGGGCUAGGAAAGAGGUGAUCGAGCUGCAAGAGAAGGAAGGGGGACGAGAGGAAAGGGUGGUUAGCUGGGGGCAGGCGAAGAGGUUGGUUUAUCUGCAGGCUUGUUUGAAUGAGGGACUGAGGAUGUUUGCACCUGUGCCGAUGAACUUGCCUAGGGUGGUGGGACCUGAGGGAUUGGAGAUCGGGGGGAGGCGCUUUGAGAAGGGGUCGAUUUUGUCUGUGAAUUCUUGGGUUAUGCAUUUUUCGGACGAGAUAUGGGGGGAGGACGCCGGGGAGUUCAAGCCAGAGAGGUGGUUGAGGGAGGAUGCAGGGGAGUUGGACAGGUGGUUUAUGCCUUGGGGUUAUGGCUACAACUCUUGUCCCGGACAAAAUAUUGCAAGACUUGAAUUGAGCAAGAUUGCGGCCACGCUGGCCAGGGACUAUGACAUCUCACAGGUAAAUCCGGAGCAGGAGUGGAAGUGGCAAGCCUUUUUCACGGUUGUCCAACACUCGUGGCCUUGCUACAUCAAAGCCAGGAAGACCAUAACCAAUGAAUCAAGUUGUAAGGUACCUUGGCGUUAA
This is a messenger RNA of Podospora anserina S mat+, 1542 nucleotides long. RefSeq lists its product as uncharacterized. The transcript is spliced from 2 exons. Gene Ontology annotation, molecular function: oxidoreductase activity, acting on paired donors, with incorporation or reduction of molecular oxygen; monooxygenase activity; iron ion binding. The record is from RefSeq and is a predicted model, not a curated record. NCBI's taxonomy places the organism in Eukaryota, Fungi, Ascomycota, Sordariomycetes, Sordariales, Podosporaceae. Bases 1 to 1542 code for a protein of 513 amino acids.